CCACAGAAAUUAGCAUGUAGGCAAAUUUGCCAAUGGGAGUGAGGAAAUCUCACCUUAUCCACACUCCAACCACAGCCUCAAUUCCAUAUCACCAUCCAAACCUUCCAUGUCAGACAUAAUCAGCUGUCCAUAAACCAAAAAUCCACUCUCCAUUCUUUCUAAGCUAAUCCCUGCUCAUCUUUAGUGACAAAGAUUUUCUUUUGAUCAAGAAAUGGCAACCAUGAACUCCAGUGUAUUGGCUUGCAACUAUGCCAUUUCAGGCAUGGGGUCAUCAGACCUCAGCUCAAAGCUUGUUUCUGUGCCAUCUUCAGUUGCAGUUGGUCAGAAACUGCCAAUAAUCAAGGCACAGCAAACUAGAGUUUCUGUAUCAAAAGAAUCAGAAUCCCAAGGAAGAAGAGCAGCAAUGCUUUGUCUUGCAGCUGCCCUGUUUACAGCUGCUGCUUCCACUUCCUCUGCAAAUGCUGGUGUAAUUGAGGAAUACCUUGAAAAGAGCAAAGCCAACAAGGAACUGAAUGACAGGAAAAGAUCAGCCACAACCGAUGCAAACUUUGCAAGAGCAUACACGGUUCAAUUUGGCACAUGCAAGUUCCCUGAAAACUUCACUGGCUGCCAAGACCUGGCCAAGCAAAAGAAAGUGCCCUUUCUUACUGAGGAUUUGGAGCUGGAGUGCCAAGGCAGGGACAAGUUCAAGUGUGGUUCAAAUGUGUUCUGGAAAUGGUGAACUAUGUAAAGUAAUUCCCAGGAUGACCUCUCUAAGUUAUAAGCUCCCAGAAAGAUGUAUCUAAAUUUUUGUCAAGCACUUCUAAUUGGAUCUAAAUUGUAAUGAUCUUCUCUGUGAUCUUCUUUCAUUAUGCUUCUAUUAUUUCUUUUUUUCUUCUGUAUGCAUAUAUUUUCUUCUUAGUGAUGAAUGUAACCACACGGACAUGGAUCUUGGAUCCACCAUCAAAUAACCUUGAGGUGGCUUUGUAUGCAAAUUAUCCGUCCUUGAAAUUUUUAAACAAAGAA
Messenger RNA from Coffea arabica (coffee), 1005 nucleotides. Its product is annotated as photosystem I reaction center subunit N, chloroplastic-like. The record is from RefSeq and is a predicted model, not a curated record. Gene Ontology annotation, biological process: photosynthesis. NCBI's taxonomy places the organism in Eukaryota, Viridiplantae, Streptophyta, Magnoliopsida, Gentianales, Rubiaceae. Gene Ontology annotation, cellular component: chloroplast photosystem I.